Homo sapiens (human) is the source of this 5231-nucleotide messenger RNA. RefSeq names its product short coiled-coil protein (gene SCOC). The record is from RefSeq and is a predicted model, not a curated record. The transcript has 5 exons. The coding region runs from base 359 to 607 and encodes 82 amino acids. NCBI's taxonomy places the organism in Eukaryota, Metazoa, Chordata, Mammalia, Primates, Hominidae. Gene Ontology annotation, cellular component: Golgi membrane; Golgi apparatus; cytosol.
AACACUCAGGUGAGAACUUCUCAGGUGGAAAGCAGGAAGAGGGUGGCUAGUGCAAGGAUCAGAUAGCACCUGCUUGGAAGUUCACUGAUUAAUGAUUUAACAAGGGCGGUCACAUGGGACAACUGCUGCUUUUCUCUGCCCUCAUUUUUCUUACUAACAGGUCUGAAAAUUGAACAAGAUGGACGGGUCCAGGAAAGAGGAGGAGGAAGACAGCACAUUCACCAACAUUUCUCUUGCAGAUGACAUAGCUUGUUCAAUGUGAAAAUGAAGAAGAUGAAGACUUUCAUGAUGACCCACUUCCACGUAAUACCAUUCCUCAAGAAUUUUGUAUCCAAGGCCCAAAAGUUUGUUACCCAAGAUGAUGAAUGCUGACAUGGAUGCAGUUGAUGCUGAAAAUCAAGUGGAACUGGAGGAAAAAACAAGACUUAUUAAUCAAGUGUUGGAACUCCAACACACACUUGAAGAUCUCUCUGCAAGAGUAGAUGCAGUUAAGGAAGAAAAUCUGAAGCUAAAAUCAGAAAACCAAGUUCUUGGACAAUAUAUAGAAAAUCUCAUGUCAGCUUCUAGUGUUUUUCAAACAACUGACACAAAAAGCAAAAGAAAGUAAGGGAUUGACACCCUUCUGUUUUAUGGAAUUGCUGCUGAUCAUUUUUUCUUUAAAACUUGGAUAGAUUCCAAAAGUUACAGUACCUUUGUGGCUUCAUUGAAUAUUUAUGAAGAUAAUGUCAGAUGUAGACAAAAAUAACACAAUAACAGGAGACUUCCAUAAGUUUGUGUAUUAUGUUAGUCUAUGAAAACGUGCAAAUGUAUUGUAGAGACUUUAUGAUUAGAAUUGCAUAUAUUUAUGAAACUUAAAGAUGAAUGUUUUAUUGAAUUUGUAGGUUUAGCACUGUCUUUUAUUAUAGGAUUAGUAAGAUAUACAAGAAAAUAACCACCGUGUUGUGAAAAAGUGACCAAAAUCAUGUACUAAAUGCACAGCUUUAUGUACCCUGUCCACCAUCUUGUGCCUCUUCUCCAUUUGCCUCUUCCUUCCUAUUUCCCUUCCGCUAAGGAAAAAAAUUGGUGUCACAUUUGUAAAAGUAAUUUUAAUAGUUAAUCAUCUCUGAGAGUAACCUGUAUUUUAAUUGUUGAAACUUAACCAAAAUAAGAUACUGUCUCAGCUAGGGCUUGUCAUUUGUGUAUUUAGUGUUAAGAUAGGAAUGCUAGUGUCUCUUUAAUUAAUUGGAAAUAGAUGGAGGCUAAAAAUGAAGGUUUUUCUUUGAAACUGAAUUAACUUGGGAAUAUUUGUUGUUAAAAACUUCUUUUUGCCCAAAAUAACUCAUUUUGUAUUAUCUGAAAAUAUAUAAUUUCUGGUCAUGUGUAUGUUAAAAUAGAAAAUUUUGAGGAAAAAUGGAAAUAGGGUGGAAAAGUACUCGGUAAACAGUAGUAACCAAAUAUUUUCACUCCAGAUUUGUGUUUUCUCUGGCACAGAGUAGAUCUUUUGGGAAAUAUAUAUGAAAGUGGAUUAAGUUUGACUACCCUUAUGUUAGCCACAUCUGGAUGAGAACAGUUACAAAGAGUUUGGUCUCUAAGUUGAUUUGUACCCAGUGGGUCAACUUCUGCAAAAUUCCGUAAUGGUGUAUUAGUAUUAGAAUAGUGAAUAAAAUGGGAAAGUUAUACAUGUAUACUUAUUAUCUUGCUCAGUAUUUUAUCUCACUUGUUCUAGAAUUUUCUGUAAACCCUGCUACUGGGUUUGAAGAGUUUUAGUCAUCCUUUAACAAUUUUUAAAAAUUUAGCUUCUAGAUUCCAUUUGGUAAGGAAAUCAAUAUUGGAAGUAUUGCUAAAAUCUUAUAAUAUGAAAAGAGAUCCACUAAUGUAGCUUAAGGUUAUUAGAUUUGGGCUUUUAAUCAUGGAAUAAUCUUAUGUAUUGGUGUAAGAGUUGAUGAAUGACUUUAGCUGUGUGAAUAUAUAAUAGUCAAACUGCAAACAUUUUGCAUCCCUUUUGUGACCUAAUUUACAGACAUUUAAAUUGUGUUGCAGUUCUGCUUUGCCGUUUAAUAAAAAGCUAUUUCAGAGGUUGUGUGUGUUUUGAUAUAGUUGCCUAAGUAAAUGGGGUAUUUAGGUAUAGUGGUGUAUCCAGGGUUAUUCAAUGCCACAGAAUAGUGUAUCUUAUUUAAGUACCCAGUUACUGAUUAUUUAGGGGAAUAAUAUUUUUAUUAAUACAACUAUAACUGGUUAUCAAUAUAAAUAUCAUAGGCUAUUAUACAUUAAUUUGGAAAACAAAAGCAAAGCACUCAAAGGAUCCAGUAUCUCCAGGGAAAAAGGAAGUUGUAUUUUUUAGGGUAGGCUAAGCUACUUUAGCAAGAGACCCAGUGAUAAAGAAUAUAAAUAUAGAAGUUUCUCUCCCAACCAGUGGUUCCAAGGUCAGCAUUGCAGGCUAGCAGCCCUUGUUCAAACAGUUAUUCAGGGACUUUGGCUGAGGAUGGUGCUGCCAUUUUAAAUCAUGGCUUUCAAGUCACUCUAGUUAUUCUUCUAAUUUGCAGAAAAAGAACAUGGAAGUGUACAUAUGCAAGGUGUUAUGGGCUGUGCCUGGAAAUGGCUCAUAUAUCUUCUCAUAUUCCAGUGGUGUGGAGACUUAGUUACAUCUAGAUACAAGAGGAGCUGAGAAAUGUAGUCCCUGGCUGGGAAGCCAUCUUCCAGCUAUAAAUACAAGAUUUUGGUGGCUGCUAGCAGCCUCAGCCACAGCUCUUCUUGUGCUACCAAGUAUCUUCCCUUACACAGAAAGUAAUCCCUCUUCAUCCAGCUAGUGAUUCAGCUCACAAUCUAGGAUCUCUAUUAAAGGUCCAUCCCUUUACAUGUGGCUUCUAAUAGUCUGACAAUCUCUAAACUGAUAGGCAAAUUAUUUGCUCUCACCCUUGCUGCUGCCCAUUUAUAAUGUAGUUGGGACAGGAUGGCCAAAUAAAAAGUCUCAAUUUGGAAAAUGGAAUAAAGGGAAACGUAAAAAUUGUGGAAUGCUCCUGGGAGAUGUAUGAAGAUUUUGUCCCUAGCAGUGGAGAAGUUCCUUGAUUCAACUAUGAUUCUGAUCUCUGGCAGGGGACUCCCUUGUUCAUUGAACUCCAUGGUUUCCCCUCUGGAAAGUUACUCCUUAUCCAUUUUCUUCCAUGGCUACCUCAGAAGUAGAGAUUGGGUGUUCACUCCAUGGGAAUUGUGAAGACAGUCCACUUCCUGCUGGUGUGAAUUUGGUGCCCAUCAUUUUAAGGCCAAGCUCAUGUUUCUGUGGAAUACGAUUCUCUCAAAAACUCAAGCCUUUUUAUCAGUGUGCUUCUGAUUGCAUAUGCCGAGGAACCACAACCAAGCUUUUGACCAAAUUCUCAAAGUAUGUAUUAUUUUUGCCUUUCUUUAAUGGAGGCUAUCUUGAGAUCAACUAAAAAUAAGAUUACACUGGGAAUGUUACAUGCAGAUCAUCACUGCAAAGCUGGGUUCCUUUGGCUUAACGAUUGGUAGAGAAGUCUUCAUGGGCUUCCCCCCAAUCUCCCCCACCUCAAAAAUAAUUUUGAACCUUUGCUGCUAUUCAGACUUCAGAAACAAUUGGCUUAAUUUCAUGAGGUUCCUUGUAUCAAAACUUUGUCUAUUCCCUUCUAUCUUUGCUUGAAAAUGUCAAUUUUUUUGAUACCUUGCUGAAAGCAAGGAAUAGCCAAUUCACUUAACAUUCUGGCUUUUUCCAGCUAGAGCUAUCAGAUUAGUAGGUGUCAAAAUAUAUCCCCACUGCUUGUCAUGUUAAUGGUAAGCUAAUGCUAUAUACUUAGUUUUUGCUAUGCAAUACUUCAGGAUAAUUUCUUCAUUAGAAAUAUAGGUGGUACACAGUGUGCACAGGGACUGUGUCCAGCUUCUGGAAAAGACUCGACCAAAUUUUAGACAGGCACCUCUGAGCCCUGUUUUUGACUAGUCCAGUUUUAGCAAAAAUCCUGCUAAAUGAGUUUAGAGAUAAUCCCAUCCUCAAUAACUGAUGAUCGUCAACCUGGCCUGUCUUUGGCAAGAAUCACCCUACUCUUGAUGUCUCCAGUUAGUAGUUUUCCAUCCACUGACCUCAUCACUGCUCAUUGACUAUAAAUCCUCAGUUGUAUUUGCUGUGUUAGUUGAGCCCAGUUUCUUUCCCUUAUUGGGUGAUGGUCUUAACAUAUACAGUCCUGAGUAAAGUCUUCUUUACUGCUUUAACAAGUGUCAGAAUGGUUUUUCCUUUAAUACUUCCUAGUUUACAUGCUGGUAGAAUAAUGUUUGGUAGGGAAAAAUCAGCAUACUCCUUGUUAUGGACUGAAUGUGUCCUCCCAAAAUUCUUAGGUUGAAAUCCUAACCCCAAUGUGAUGCUUUUAGGAGGUGGGGCUUUUGGGAGAUAAUUAGGUAAUGAGGGUGAAACCCUCAUGAAUGGGAUUGUGUCAUUAAAAGAAACCCCAGAGAGCUCUCUUUCUGCCACAUAGAAGACAGCAGUCUGCAUCUUGGAAGAGGGCCCUCAACACUGAUCUCUCAGACUUCCAGCUUCCAAAACUGAGAAAUAAAUUUGUUUAUAAGCCACCCAGUCUAUAUUUUGUUAUAGCAUCCCAAAUAGUUUAAGGCACCCAUUUUCCCCACUGUUUCCCAAUACAAAUUUCCCCAGUAUUGACACUGCCAUUCUAUGCAAAAUGUGUCCUCUUUAUAGUCCCUUUGGACUCACAGCAGGUUACUACACAUCACAGAUCCUCGUCUGAAACUUGUAGGGCCAGAUGUCUUAGAAUUUGGAGUUUUCCAGAUUUUAUAAAAUAUUAUGACUCAGACACCAAUAUGGUUUGGGGCAACACCUAUAAUCAAGUAUAUUAACAUUUCUGUAGCAAAAUGAGUAUUAAAGUAGGAUAAAGAAAGACUACAUAUGUACAUAAAACCUUGCCGGGGAAGUCAGGCUCAGCUACCAGGUGAGUUUUGUUGCCAAAAUGCUAGGAAAAUCUUUAACUUUUCAGAGAUUUUUGGUCAUGGAAUUGUAGCAACAAAACCUUUUGUAGAAGAGUAACCAAAAUCAUGUAUGCAUUUAGUUCCAACUAGUUAAUGUCACAUCUCUAUUCCUGUCACCCUUCCCUGUGAUCUAGUCCCUUUUGUAAGAGAAAUAUGGUAGUUGAAUUAUAAAAUCUAAAAUUAAUUUUGUGGUCCAAAGAAAAGCAAAAUAGAUCUUUAGAAUGUAAAGCCAUUCUUUACUUUGCCCAAUAAAAAUUUUGUUAUUCCCUGAA